Messenger RNA from Labrus mixtus (cuckoo wrasse), 3620 nucleotides. RefSeq names its product CSE1 chromosome segregation 1-like (yeast) (gene cse1l). Gene Ontology annotation, cellular component: cytosol; nuclear envelope. The record is from RefSeq and is a predicted model, not a curated record. Lineage: Eukaryota; Metazoa; Chordata; Actinopteri; Labriformes; Labridae. The transcript has 25 exons. Gene Ontology annotation, molecular function: nuclear export signal receptor activity; small GTPase binding. Bases 150 to 3065 code for a protein of 971 amino acids. Gene Ontology annotation, biological process: protein export from nucleus; protein import into nucleus.
CAUCUAACAUCUGCGCAUGCGCACUAUACUAACCGCGCAGUUCCUUUCGCUCCAGACGUUUGAAAGCUGUAGCGACGAGCACGUCUGAGAGGCUCUCAGUGUCUGUCCAUCCCAUUCUCACUCAAAUUUACUGUAAAGCAACUUCCAGCAUGGAACUAAAUGAUGCUAACCUACAAAGCCUCACCGAAUUCCUGAGGAAAACACUGGACCCAGACCCCAAUGUCAGACGUCCAGCUGAAAAGUUUCUUGAAUCUGUGGAGGGAAACCAAAACUACCCCUUACUACUUCUAACUCUGCUGGAGAAGUCUCUAGACAACGUGAUUCGUGUCUGUGCUGCUGUUACAUUCAAGAAUUACAUCAAAAGAAACUGGCGCAUCGUUGAAGAUGAGCCAAACAAAGUUUCGGAUGCAGACCGAACAGCGAUUAAAGCAAACAUUGUAAAUUUGAUGCUGAGCAGUCCAGAACAGAUUCAGAAACAGUUGAGCGACGCCAUCAGUAUAAUAGGACGGGAAGACUUCCCUCAAAAAUGGCCGGACCUGCUCACUGAAAUGGUGACCCGCUUUAGAAGUGGCGAUUUCCACAUCAUCAAUGGUGUGCUUCGCACAGCACAUUCUCUCUUCAAGAGGUACCGCCAUGAGUUCAAGUCAAAUGAGCUUUGGUCAGAAAUCAAACUAGUACUGGACACAUUUGCCCUGCCUCUGACAGAGCUAUUCAAGGCGACUAUUGAGCUGUGUCAGACUCACGCUACAGACGUUAAUGCCUUGAAAGUCCUCUUCUCUUCACUCACACUCAUCUCCAAGCUGUUCUACAGUCUUAACUUCCAGGAUCUUCCAGAGUUCUUUGAAGACAACAUGGAAACCUGGAUGACAAAUUUCCAUGGCCUACUGACCUUGGAUAAUAAACUGUUACAGACAAAUGAUGAGGAGGAGGCGGGUCUACUCGAGCUGCUGAAGUCUCAGAUCUGUGACAACGCCGCUCUUUAUGCUCAGAAGUACGAUGAAGAAUUUCAACCGUAUUUGCCGCGCUUCGUCACAGCUAUCUGGAACCUCUUAGUUUCUACCGGGCAGGAAGUUAAAUAUGACUUGCUGGUAAGCAAUGCCAUCCAGUUCUUGGCAUCGGUCUGUGAAAGACCACACUACAAGCAUCUGUUUGAGGAUCAGAAUACACUCACUAGUAUUUGUGAGAAGGUCAUUGUGCCCAACAUGGAGUUCAGAAGUGCUGAUGAGGAGGCCUUUGAAGAUAACUCUGAAGAAUACAUCAGAAGAGACCUCGAAGGAUCUGACAUUGACACUCGUCGUAGGGCGGCCUGUGACUUGGUGAGAGGCCUCUGUAAGUUUUUCGAGGGUCCCGUCACAGCCAUCUUCUCUGGCUAUGUGAGCUCCAUGCUGUCAGACUAUGCCCAGAACCCCGGAGAGAACUGGAAACAUAAAGACGCCGCCAUCUAUUUGGUCACAUCACUGGCAUCUAAAGCACAGACACAGAAGCAUGGGAUCACACAAGCUAACGAGUUGGUCAAUCUGAAUGAAUUCUUUGUGAACCACAUUCUCACCGACUUAAAAUCACCCAAUGUAAAUGAGUUUCCAGUGCUGAAGGCCGAUGCCAUCAAGUAUGUCAUGAUCUUCAGAAGCCAGCUUCCAAAGGAUCAGCUCCUGCAGGCAGUUCCUCUGCUGAUCACUCAUCUGCAGGCAGUGAGCACGGUGGAGCACACUUAUGCUGCCCAUGCUUUGGAGAGGCUAUUCACAAUGAGAGGCCCCAAUAACACCACACUUAUCAGUCCUGCAGAGAUGGCUCCCUUUACUGAACAGCUGCUAAACAACCUGUUUAAUGCGCUGGCUGUACCUGGCUCUGAAGAAAACGAAUACAUCAUGAAAGCCAUCAUGCGCAGCUUCUCCCUGCUGCAGGACGCCAUUGUUCCCUACAUUCCCACUCUGAUUGGUCAGCUCACUCAAAAGCUCCUCUUAGUCAGCAAGAAUCCCAGCAAGCCUCAUUUUAACCACUACUUGUUUGAGUCGCUGUGCCUUUCUGUCCGGAUCACCUGCAAGGCCAACCCCACCACUGUCAGCAGCUUCGAGGAAGCGCUCUUCCCCGUCUUCACCGAGAUCCUUCAGAACGAUGUUCAGGAGUUCCUUCCAUACGUGUUCCAGGUGAUGUCUCUCCUCCUGGAAAUCCACUCCAACUCUAUUCCCUCGACCUACAUGGGCUUAUUCCCUCACCUGCUGCAGCCGGUGCUGUGGGAGCGGACAGGAAACAUCCCCCCUCUAGUGCGCCUGCUUCAGGCCUACCUGGAGAAGGGAGCGGCCACUAUUGCCAGCUCUGCUGCAGAUAAAAUACCUGGUUUGCUUGGAGUUUUCCAAAAACUAAUUGCUUCUAAGGCCAACGACCACCAAGGUUUUUACCUUCUCAACAGCAUCAUUGAGCACAUGCCCACAGACUCGAUCACUCAUUACAGGAAACAGAUCUUCGUUUUGCUCUUCCAGAGGCUACAAAGCUCCAAAACCACAAAGUUCAUCAAAAGUUUCUUGGUGUUUAUCAACUUGUAUUGUGUUAAAUAUGGAGCUAUUGCACUUCAGGAGAUUUUUGACAGCAUCCAGCCAAAAAUGUUUGGUAUGGUGUUGGAGAAAAUAAUAAUUCCAGAGGUUCAGAAGGUUUCUGGACCAGUAGAAAAGAAGAUCUGUGCUGUCGGUAUUACAAAAAUCCUGACUGAAUGUCCUUCCAUGAUGGACACGGAGUACACCAAACUCUGGACCCCUCUGCUUCAGGCUCUCAUUGGUCUGUUUGAGUUGCCAGAAGACGACAGCAUCCCAGACGAUGAGCACUUCAUCGACAUUGAAGACACACCUGGCUAUCAGACAGCAUUCUCACAACUGGCCUUUGCAGGGAAGAAGGAGCACGACCCGAUUGGAGACGCUGUCGGCAAUCCAAAGAUCCUUCUGGCUCAGUCUCUCCACAAGCUUUCUACGGCCUGUCCAGGACGGGUUCCAUCAAUGCUGACCACCAGUCUGAAUGCAGAAGCCCUCCAGUACCUGCAGGGGUAUUUACAAGCAGCCACUGUGCAGCUGGUUUGAAACUGAUUCAACAAUGGUCACAUUUAAAAAGAAAAUAGAAAAAGAGACCUCCAUAUGUCGCAGAAGAAGCCACAGUGACCUCAGGUCACUUGACAGACCCGCUUCAGCUGAACUUAACAGAUGGAUUUACCGGAGGAGUUGUGAUUUGGCCUGAGUUGACGGUGUGAUGUCUAAUGAAAGUUUUUUUUUUUUAAGGGUUUUUAGAGACAUGAAACAAGGCUGACUUAACAUUUGCUGUAUUGCAUUAGAGCCUUUUGUUUGCCGUGUGGCGAGACAAAGAAAGGAUUUGGAUAUCAACGUAUCAUACAAUCAUUUCAUUCAAUAACCGCAGCAGAGCUACAUCUGAGCAGUAUUGUGGAAGAUCUGAAUCACAUGGGAGGGAUUUCUUUAGCGCUUAUUUUGUAUGUUUGAAUUCCUUUUUAUGAUAAUUAAGUCUGUGGUUCAGACAUAAUGCUUAAUCCUUUUUUUCUGUUGCAUGUUUCCUGUAGGUUUGUUCAUGUCUGGUCUUUGUUUCUGCACUGUUUGUCCAUGUGAAUAAAAAGAGGCACUUGUAUA